GCCAGCGCCCUCCCAGCCCAGCAGGCCACAUCUGGCGGCUGCCCCCUCCCUUGUUUCCGCUGCAUCCAGACUUCCUCCGGCGGUGGCUGGAGGCUGCGCAUCUGGGGCUUUAAACAUACAAAGGGACUGCCGGGGCCGGCGGGAACGGGCGGCGGCGGCGCGGGGCUGGGGCGCGGGGGCCGGACCAUGCGCCGCUGAGCCGGGCGAAGCCCAGGCCACCGAGUCGAGCGGCCCCUCGGAGCGCAGCGCCGCGCGGCGGAGCAGGCGCCAGCCAGGCGGCGACGCGGCCACCCGCACCGAGCCAGCGACCCCCGGGCGACGCGCGGGGCCCGGGAGCGCGAUGACCGAGGCGCGAGGGGCCCGGGGCGCACUCGCCGGCCCGCUGCGGGCGCUCUGCGUCCUGGGCUGCCUGUUGGGCCGCGCCGCCGCCGCGCCGUCGCCCAUCAUCAAGUUCCCUGGAGAUGUGGCCCCCAAAACGGACAAAGAGCUGGCCGUGCAAUAUCUGAACACCUUCUACGGCUGCCCCAAGGAGAGCUGUAACCUGUUCGUGCUCAAGGACACACUAAAGAAGAUGCAGAAGUUCUUCGGGCUGCCCCAGACGGGUGACCUUGACCAGAGCACGAUUGAGACCAUGCGGAAGCCUCGCUGUGGCAACCCUGAUGUGGCCAACUACAACUUCUUCCCCCGCAAGCCCAAGUGGGACAAGAACCAGAUCACAUACAGGAUCAUUGGCUACACGCCUGAUCUGGACCCCGAGACAGUGGAUGACGCCUUUGCUCGUGCCUUCCAAGUCUGGAGUGAUGUAACCCCGCUAAGGUUUUCUCGUAUCCACGAUGGAGAGGCGGACAUCAUGAUCAACUUUGGCCGCUGGGAGCACGGAGAUGGAUACCCCUUUGAUGGCAAGGACGGGCUCCUGGCUCACGCCUUUGCCCCGGGCCCUGGCGUCGGGGGAGACUCCCACUUUGACGACGAUGAGCUGUGGACCCUGGGAGAAGGGCAAGUGGUCCGCGUGAAGUACGGGAACGCCGACGGGGAGUACUGCAAGUUCCCCUUCCUGUUCAACGGCAAGGAAUACACCAGCUGCACGGACACGGGCCGCAGCGACGGCUUCCUCUGGUGCUCCACCACCUACAACUUUGAAAAGGAUGGCAAAUAUGGCUUCUGCCCCCAUGAAGCCCUGUUCACCAUGGGUGGCAAUGCUGACGGACAGCCCUGCAAGUUCCCAUUCCGCUUCCAGGGAACAUCCUACGACAGCUGCACCACCGAGGGCCGUACCGACGGCUACCGCUGGUGCGGGACCACGGAAGACUACGACCGAGACAAGAAGUAUGGCUUCUGCCCCGAGACCGCCAUGUCCACUGUUGGCGGGAACUCAGAAGGUGCCCCCUGUGUCUUCCCCUUCACCUUCUUGGGCAACAAGCAUGAGAGCUGUACGAGCGCGGGCCGCAGCGAUGGGAAGAUGUGGUGUGCGACCACAGCCAACUAUGACGAUGACCGCAAGUGGGGCUUCUGCCCCGACCAAGGGUACAGCUUGUUCCUGGUUGCAGCCCAUGAGUUUGGCCAUGCAAUGGGGCUGGAGCACUCUCAGGACCCUGGGGCCCUGAUGGCACCCAUUUACACCUACACCAAGAACUUCCGCCUGUCCCACGACGACAUCAAGGGCAUUCAAGAGCUCUAUGGGGCCUCCCCUGACAUUGACACUGGCACCGGCCCCACCCCAACUCUCGGCCCCGUCACUCCUGAGAUCUGCAAACAGGACAUUGUUUUUGAUGGCAUCUCUCAGAUCCGGGGGGAGAUCUUCUUCUUCAAGGACAGGUUCAUUUGGCGAACAGUGACACCACGUAGCAAGCCCAUGGGGCCCCUGCUGGUGGCCACAUUCUGGCCUGAGCUCCCGGAAAAGAUUGAUGCUGUAUACGAGGCCCCACAGGAGGAGAAGGCUGUGUUCUUUGCAGGGAAUGAAUACUGGGUCUAUUCAGCCAGCACCCUGGAGCGAGGGUACCCCAAGCCGCUGACCAGCCUGGGGCUGCCCCCUGACGUCCAGCGGGUAGAUGCUGCGUUUAACUGGAGCAAGAACAGGAAGACCUACAUCUUUGCUGGAGACAAGUUCUGGAGGUACAAUGAAGUAAAGAAGAAGAUGGACCCUGGCUUCCCCAAGCUCAUAGCGGAUGCCUGGAACGCCAUCCCCGAUAACCUGGACGCCGUGGUCGACCUGCAGGGCGGUGGUCACAGCUACUUCUUCAAGGGCGCGUAUUACCUGAAGUUGGAGAACCAGAGUCUGAAGAGCGUGAAAUUUGGAAGCAUCAAAUCCGACUGGCUGGGCUGCUGAGCCGUCUCUGGCUCCUCCAGGCCCCGCGCGUCCACGUCUUCUGCAAAACCAGGCCCUGAGCGCCAGGGAAGGACCCGGAAGGGCCUGGCAGCCUUCAGCUCUGUAGUUAAUCAGCGUUCUCACCCCUACCUGGUAAUUUAAGAUUCUGAAGGGCGGCUCUGCCCUGUGCCCCAGGAACGGUGCUGCUUGUACCCCUGCCAGGCGCCCUCAUCCCCCUUCCAUACCCCACCAGCCCUCCAGAGCCACCCCCAAAGAGAUGCUUUGAUAUUCUCAAUGCAGCCCUGCCUUGGGCUGCCCUGGUGCUGCCACACUUCGGGCUCUUUCUCCCUCCACAACUUUCUGUGGCUUACAGCACCCUCGGAGCCAACAGAGAGAGACUGUCUCAAGAGGGCACUGGUGGCCCGACAGCCCAGCCUGGCACGGGGCAGUGGGACAGGGGCAUGGUCACGUGGCCACCCUGCACACCUGGCUUCUCACUGCCGGACGCCUUAGGACCUCUUCUACGUUAGCAGUUUGCUUUGUAUGCACUUUGUUCUUUUCUCUCGAUCGACUUGAUUGUUCCACUUUGAAUUUCUUGACAGAAGGACUUCAGGCUGUCUGAAGUCACUCCAUGAUGCAUCUCAGCCCACAUAGUGAUGGUUCUCUUGUUCACUCUGUUUAGUACGUCCCUGACCCCAUCACUUCCUCCACUGGCUGGAGGAAAACCAAGCCAUGGCUCCCGCUCAGCCCUCCCCCACCUUCCUUCAACAGUUCCCCAUGGGAAAUGUCAACAAGUAUGAAUAAAGACACCAAUGGAGUGGCA
Messenger RNA from Leopardus geoffroyi (Geoffroy's cat), 3128 nucleotides. RefSeq names its product matrix metallopeptidase 2 (gene MMP2). The transcript is spliced from 13 exons. Bases 341 to 2326 code for a protein of 661 amino acids. Gene Ontology annotation, cellular component: extracellular matrix. NCBI's taxonomy places the organism in Eukaryota, Metazoa, Chordata, Mammalia, Carnivora, Felidae. Gene Ontology annotation, biological process: collagen catabolic process; extracellular matrix organization; proteolysis. The record is from RefSeq and is a predicted model, not a curated record. Gene Ontology annotation, molecular function: metalloendopeptidase activity; zinc ion binding.